UGCAAUCUAACAACACGUGCAAGUGUCCAAGGCUUGCGCGGCACUACUGCCGGGGAGGGCGAGGGUAAUUGAGGUGCAGACGGUUAGGCAGCAAGCCAGGUACAGGAAGUGGACUGUUGCUGAUUUGAUGAAUGAGAGUCGCCUAGAUUCAGGGAGUGGGGCUACUUUUCCGGUGCGGUGCUGCUCAGGUACAGUCUGCGGACUGACUGCAUGUGUGUGGGAUUGAGCUGCUUCUUCAGCUGGAUGCACGGUGCUGGGGAUCUGCCUGUCCCAGGCUGUGUGUGUGUGUGGACGAGGCAGCUGCGGUGGAAGUGCAAGAGUCACUUUUCUCUCUGUUUGACGGGAGCUCCACUUAAAAGUUGUGCAGAGUAACCAACCUUCCGGACCUGCCCCGCAGGCAGCUCGUUCGCCUUGGACAUGAACAGCACCGUUCCAGACUGGCAGAGGGCAGGAGAACAGCAGAGGGAGCUGCAGAAUUCUGGAAGAGGGCUUGAACAACUGAGCUGUGAUAAAUCAUAAGUCAUUCGAGCAGAAGUAGGCCAUUCGGCCUAUCGAGUCUACUCCGCUAAAUCACUAGGGUUUGCCACGUACUGCGGGCUGGCUGAUGGUGUACAGUCUCAAACCUCCAUCCAGACAAUGUGGCACGCAGCAGCGUGGCUGAUCAGGUUGAUCGUAACUGGAACCAUUUUCAGUUUACGGAGUGAUGCUGGGAUUGUUUCUGGAAAUACGAACAGAUUGGUGCAAAACCGGAUGAAGCGCCAGAUUGCCGACACCUUAUCAGAAGAGCAGCCGAAUGGUUUGUGGGGCGAGUGGGGUCCUUGGUCUGCUUGCACCAGGACAUGUGACGGAGGCGUAAUGCAGCAGACACGGCCCUGCCUUCUUCAGACGAGCCGGAGAAUUCAGCCUACAUUCCAGUAUGCAAGAGGAGAUCAGUCCCUACGGGUAUAUCACGUUCCUCGCGAGCAAGUACUGUCCACCGUUCGUCAUUCAGUACCCCUUCAUCGGAGUUCAGCCAGCAGGCUACCUGGAGCCAGCGUCAACCAAAUAUAUCACACGCCCAACAGGAGACCACAGAACACAGAGAGAUCAAGGAGAUUGCAGUCCGGAGGUUUUCAUCAAACCAGCUCCUCACGCUCCCUGCACAGUGAGCAAGACCAAGCGGACUUGUUCCGCUCAUACCAGCAGCAGGCGAGCACGAGAGUGCGAAGAUUGAGUAACUGGGGGCGGCUCUCUCGGCCUCAAAGCCAAGAUUCGCCUUUGCAGCAGAGAGAUGUGCCACAACCUUUUCAGCCACAGCUUGAAACCCGACUUCGAACGGAUGGACAAGCUGUGACAGAGCGAUUGAUAAAGCAACAGCUGCACAGGGUACCAAGGCAUCCCACUGCACAAGGCUUCAGUUGUCUUGGUGCUUUCAAACAGUCCAAGUCGUGUAACCCAGAGCCGUGCCCAGGUGGAAGUCGAGACUUUCGAGAGGUACAAUGCUCUGCUUAUAAUGACAAUGCUUUCACGGGAAAGUAUUACGAAUGGGAACCUCUUACUGAUGUAACAGAUGACCAAAAAUGUGAGUUGAACUGUAAAGCCAUUGGGUACAAGUUCUACAUCCGCCAUGCGCCUCAAGUCAUUGAUGGAACUCCUUGUGAACCUGGCUCUUUGAACAUUUGUGUCAAUGGACAGUGCAAGAGCCUCGGAUGCGAUGAGAUACUGGGCUCGAACAAAGUUAACGACAGAUGUGGUGUUUGCGGUGGUGACAACACCACAUGUAAAGUGAUAUCUGGAAUCUUCAAGCAGACCAUCAUGUCCGUGGGAUAUCAUAAGAUCCUCGAAAUUCCUGAGGGAGCAACGCAAAUUAAUGUCACUGAGAUGACCAAAAGCAGAAACUACCUGGCUUUGAGAAGUCACUUUGGUCAACCCAUCAUCAAUGGAAACUGGGCCAUAGAUAGGCCAGGCACCUACGAGGCUGCAGGAACUUUGUUCAAGUACAAGAGGCCAAAUGAGAUCAGCACCACAGCGGGGGAAUCCUUCAUUGCCGACGGGCCAACGAGUGAUAUUCUGAAUGUCUACGUGAUAUAUCAACAAGCAAACCCAAAAGUGCAUUUUGAAUACGUUUUGCCAACUGACAACGUUGUCAGCAGCCAUUCUCUGUCACUUACUACGGGUCGUCAUUUAGAAGAAGCUCUCAAUGGUCAGUUGGCGUACGGCGUCGAUGGUGGCGUGUACGUUCUCCGCGAAAGAGAUGUGGGAAACUUUGUAAGCGGGGUCCAUGCGAAUCAGCUGCAGUCCAGAGAAUACCAGAAGAACCCUGAAGAAAGUGGGAACUCCUGGGGAGAAGGGUCACGGAAAAAGCGUGAUUUCAACUGGAAACAGGUUGGAAGCACGGAAUGCACUGUCACUUGCGGUAAAGGGAGCCGUGUUCUCAUUUUUAAGUGUGUUAACAGGAAUACACAUGAAGAAGUAUCUGAAAACUUGUGUGAAAUUACAAUGAGGCCAACACCAGAGGAGGAAGCUUGCAACACACAGCCAUGCCCAGCUUACUGGGACCUGGGUGAAUGGUCUGAAUGCAGCAAGACAUGUGGACCUGGGAUACAACAUCGGCAGGUUCUUUGCAGACAGGUCUACACCAAUCGAACGACCAGUGUGCAGCCUGAAAGAUGCCGGCACCUCGAGAGACCUGAAACGACAACCACUUGCCAGUUGAAAAUCUGCAGUGAGUGGCACAUCAGGACAGAGUGGAGCGAGUGCUCGGUGCCUUGCGGAGUGGGGCAGCGCCUCCGGGAUGUAAAGUGCAUCGACAACCUUGGCGACAUUGUUGACGAUGAAGAAUGCAACAUGCAGUUGAAGCCUGCCGAUACCGAAAAUUGUGACAGGGGCCCUUGCGCAAAGAGUUGGUUCCACACAGAUUGGAGUCCAAGGUGUUCUGCAGAGUGUGGGAACGGCAUCCAAACGAGGUCAUUGGUGUGUUUGAUGAAUCACAUCAGUAGUUUACCUUUAGAAGGCUGUGGAAAUGAAAAGCCAGCAGAUGUCCAAACUUGCAACAUUGGUCCAUGCAAUGAGAACUUUAGCUGGUUUACUGGGCCAUGGAGCCAGUGCUCGGCAGACUGCAGCAAUGGAACACAACUGCGCAGUGUGGUCUGCCUGGAAAAGACCGACGAAACAGUAAAGGUGGCGGAAGACACUCAGUGCUCCCACCUGGUGAGGCCAGCCUCAGAACAGAUCUGUCACCUGAGGAAAUGUGACGUCAAAUGGUACACAACAGAGUGGAGUGCAUGCUCUAAAUCAUGUGAAAGUGGCUACCGGGUUCGGGAAGUUCGAUGCCUUGCCGAUGACAUGACACAAAGCGACAAUUGUGAUUCCUUCCUAAUGCCAGAUGAUAAAGAAAUUUGCAAUACCCACACAUGUAUACCAGAGAUAGAUGAAAAUUGCAGGGACAUGUACUUCAACUGUAAUGUUGUGGUCCAAGCCAGACUCUGUGUCUAUACAUACUACAAGACAGCGUGCUGUGCAUCCUGUGCCAAGGCCAGAAGAAGAGCUGCCCAACUCAGAAGGAGAUAACUGCCCUUUCUCAACAACCAGACUCCCUCACAGAUCGUGAUGCAGUAACAUUAACCGUAGGAGCACUUGCAGACUCUACUGUGUUGACAACAUCAUAAUUGCAACAAAAAAGAUGGUCAAAUUUAGUCAGAUGCGGCUAGUUUAUAAAGAGGAAAUAUACUGUAUAGUAUUAAUAUAAUCUUACACCAUUUUCAUGCUGGUCUUUGGUCAAAAUACUGAUUUUCUUGUUAAUUUACUGUUUUAGAAAUAUGAAAUGCAUUCUACAAAUGAACAAAAUGUAUUCAUAAUAGGUUUUUGGGGGAUCUCCCUUUGCAGAAGAAACAACUACAAGCAUUUGCAUUGAACUCUUUUAUUGAAAUUUAGUCCUGUUGAAGUACCAGGGACCAAAUCUAAGAAAGGGGAUUCAAUGGGCACAAUUACUACAUUGCAUAUUUAAUACAGCGCAAGAAAAAUCUCAAAUUUUAAAAGGCUGGUUAGAGAAAGCAUGCAUCACAUUUCAAGAACCUCUUUCUUUUCCUUGGCCAAAUUUCAUCUUUAGUAUAGUUCUCAAUUCAAGGUUCAUCUGUAGAUUUAUUUUUAAUUUACUGAUAAACAAUUUGUUCACAUGAUAUUAAUGCAGCAUCUUACAAAUAUUGACGUGAAUUGUGCCACUAAGGCAAUGUUUCCAACUCUUAUACAGUAGAAUUCACUUCUCUAGCUUCAUGUGCUCAUUCCAUCUAUUAGCGUUUAACGUCCUAUCUGGACGUUCAUCAGAAGAUUACUAACAUUGGCUUGCAAUUACUUUGUCAGGAUCAAUAAGUUCAGUUGGAGACGGAGCUGACAGAUGUUGGAACCAAACCUCCCACUGUUUACAAAACCAUUCAAAAAAUGAAGUGAUCAAAUGGUUUCCUUGCUCAUUCUUCCAUGCAUUUAUUGAAUUGCGAAAUGUUGUAGGAAGUGAGAUAUAAAAGCUAAUGAUUACUUAAUUUAAAACCAAUGUCUCUGGUGAAGUCAUAUUUGGGAUUGAAAAUGUCCCCUUUUUUUCAUCCUUGUGGCACUUUAUAUCCCAUAGUCCAUUCUCCACCAUUACCCUGACUUUGUUCAUGUGCACAAGAGUUUUAAUGCUGUAAUUAAACUGUCAACCAUGUAGUAAGUCCCCUCCUGAUGUCCAUCUCCACAGUAUAUGAUUUCUUCAACCAAAACCCAUGUUGCUGAUACAUCAACACUCCCAUUAUGCCAUUCAAUGGUUAUCUGACCAGUUGCACUAUUGCAGCUUUUAUUUACCUUGGUUGAGAAAUGUUUUAUAUCAUUUGUUAUAACUCCACAACUUUGCAUUAAAUCUGAAGAAGGAGAUUAGAAAAAAAUGAGCAACAUCCCCAGCGAGAGAUAUUAUAUUAGGGAAUAAAGUCGUACCAGAGACAUUAAUCAUAUUCUUUAAGUCUGUCUUCACAGUUGGAAAUUAAUUGCAAAAUCUAUAGUGCAAGCCAGAGAUAGAAGAAAAUAUUAUUUGUAAUAAAAUAGUACAAGAAAAAUGAAUGAACUAAAAACAAGCAGUUCCCUGGACACGAUGGCCAAUAUCGUGGGGUUUUAGAAAACAUGUUAGAUAUUUAGAAUCGUAGAGUUAGACAUAGACACAGGACCUUUGCCCAUCACUACAAUACUGACUUUUCGGCCCAAGAUAUGGUUCUAUCUUUCAGAAUUCCCUGACUUUUGGAGUGAUUCCCAAAGAUUGGAAAAUAGCAAACAUAAUCUCACUUAUUGUGAAAGGAGGGCAAAAUAAAGCAAAAUUACAGUCCAGUAUAUGUGAUGCCAAUAGUAAGGAGAAUGCUCAAGUUUUUCAUUAGGGGCAAUAAUAACAACACCUUCAUUCUUCAUGUGAUUUCAUGGUCAAUGUGGAUUUAUGAGAAGUAAAUUGUAUUUGAUUCAUGUGUUAGAACUUUUUGAGUUUGUAAAUAAUGGGGGUUAAUAAAGGGAAAUCAGUGGA
This is a messenger RNA of Amblyraja radiata (thorny skate), 5512 nucleotides long. RefSeq names its product thrombospondin type-1 domain-containing protein 4. The coding region runs from base 637 to 3549 and encodes 970 amino acids. The record is from RefSeq and is a predicted model, not a curated record. Gene Ontology annotation, biological process: extracellular matrix organization; proteolysis. The transcript is spliced from 19 exons. NCBI's taxonomy places the organism in Eukaryota, Metazoa, Chordata, Chondrichthyes, Rajiformes, Rajidae. Gene Ontology annotation, cellular component: extracellular matrix. Gene Ontology annotation, molecular function: metalloendopeptidase activity.